CUCCAUGGCUCCAUCAGCCAUCAUACCGCACUGUACCAUUCGGCGAAUACACCCGUAACCGUAUUAAAUUUUCACGGCAUAUUAUUUAUUAAGUUUUGUCUUUAUUUUAAUUAAAAGCAUUUAAAAAUAUUUGACAUACCUAUAGUUCGUGAUACAUUGUGCAAGUUAAGUGUGUUUGUGAAAUAUUUCCAGCGUUAACUGUUAAGCAUGCGGUCGGCUUGAAAAGUAUUGUGUAAAAGUUACAAUCUUGUAUUUGUAUAAUGUCUGAUUCAACGGAAUCCGGGAUCAGUUUUUUAUCCAAUUGGAAAUUGUGCCUUGCUGUAUCGGUACCUUGUCUUGCCGUUGGUCUUGGAGUUACAUACUUCCUAUAUUCUAAAAAACCUGUCAGUUCCAAGACAUCCAGUGACAUCAAUACUGAUGUUGUCAAAAAAACCGAGAGCAAUGGUGUUGUCCCAAAUGUAAAGGAUUCUAAAAAGGUGUUAGUUGAUCAAAUAGAAGAAUUUAAAAAGCAAGGCAAUGCUGAAUUUUCUAAGGGCAGCUAUGACGCAGCUAUCACAUUCUAUACCCAAGCAAUAUCUAUGUGUCCGGAUAAUGAAAAAGGAUUAUUGUCUGUUGUAUAUCAGAAUCGAGCAGCUGCUUACAGUAAAUUGAACAACAAUGAAAACUGUGCCAGUGACUGUACUAAAGCAUUGGAACUAGUUCCAAAUUAUAAAAAGGCAUUAUCUCGAAGAGCCAGGGCGCUUUCAGAAUUGAAAAAUUUUAAACUAGCAUUAGAAGAUAUCACUGCUGUUAUCAUGUUGGAUCAAUUUCAAAAUCAAACAGAUUUAUUGUUUGCAGAUAGUGUAAUAAAGAAUUUAGGGCAACAAAAUUUGGCAGAUUAUACCAAGAAUCAUGUUUUUAAUUUGCCUACUAAGACAUUUAUUGACAGUUACAUGAAGUCAUUCUGUGAUGAUCCAUUUAACGAUGAAUUUUCUCAAGCUUUGUUGCAAUCCGAUGUGAAUUCCGGACUCGAGUUGGCUUUGAAAUGUAUUAGAGACAAAAACUAUGAUAUCGUUGAAGAAGCUUGUAAAGAAGAGUUGGAGAAGACUGAUAAUAGUUUAGUCCGUAGAACUUUAGCUUUAAAUUUACUCGCUACAUUCACUAUAUUACGAGGUGAUUAUCAUGAAGGAAUUAAAAAUCUUACAGCUGUAAUUGAAACCCCAGGAGUUCCUAAUAAGUUGAUUAUAAAUUCGUUAAUUAAACGAGCAUCCGUAUACCAUCAACAAGAACAAGUGGAAAAGUCAUUUGAAGAUUUAAAAAAAGCAGAGGAAAUUGAUCCUAAUAGCUCAGUAGUGUAUCACCAUAGGGCUCAAAUUUACCUGUUACAAAUGAAUAGUGAAAAGGCAGUUGAAGAUUUUCGAAAAGCUGUUGAACUCAAUCCUAAAUUUGUAUUGUCAAGUGUUCAAUCGUGUUAUGCUCAAUACAUGCACGCAAAACAAAUGUCUAACGAGAUGGAUGUUGAAAAAUACCUGAGAAAAUUAAAAGAAUUUGUAAUUAAACAUCCAGAUAACGCUGAAAGUUAUACACUUUAUGCUCAAGCAUUAACUGAUAAAGAAGGGGCAUUUGAAGAGGCAGAUUCAUUGUUUAAGAAAGUACAUGAAAUCUAUCCCGAAAACGCUACAUUCCUAGUUCACAGAGCAUUGAUCGCUCUAUCAUGGAAAAACUCGUUUGAGGAUGCGUUCAGUUUUCUAGAUCAGGCGCUUAAAAUUGACCCUAAAUGUGAUUACGCUUACGAAACCCUGGGAACACUAUACAUGCAAACUGGUAAAUUAAAUGAAGCUGUCGCCUGUUUGGAAAAAGCCAUAAAUUUAGCAAAAUCGGAAAAAGAAUUAUUGCAUGUGUUUUCAUUGAGAGAUUCAGCUAGAGCGCAGUUAGCAGUUGUCGAACGGCUAGGUUUGACACCACAAGUAUAGUUGUUCAAAAUCAAGCCAAUUAAAAUAUUCUUAUCUGUUGUAUCCAAACAUUUUAAAUGAAUGAUUAAAGUAUUUUUACAAUAAUUCUAAAAUUG
Messenger RNA from Adelges cooleyi (spruce gall adelgid), 2047 nucleotides. Its product is annotated as mitochondrial import receptor subunit TOM70-like. Gene Ontology annotation, molecular function: protein binding. Bases 261 to 1952 code for a protein of 563 amino acids. The record is from RefSeq and is a predicted model, not a curated record. The transcript is spliced from 11 exons. Lineage: Eukaryota; Metazoa; Arthropoda; Insecta; Hemiptera; Adelgidae.